This is a messenger RNA of Anopheles aquasalis, 4327 nucleotides long. It is a transcript of the gene rau, whose product is annotated as RA domain-containing protein rau. Gene Ontology annotation, biological process: signal transduction; positive regulation of epidermal growth factor receptor signaling pathway; positive regulation of fibroblast growth factor receptor signaling pathway. The record is from RefSeq and is a predicted model, not a curated record. Lineage: Eukaryota; Metazoa; Arthropoda; Insecta; Diptera; Culicidae.
AGGAGGAACGACAUCGCGAUCGCACACCGAUCGAACCUCGAAACGAACGAACGUUUUUGUGUGAAGUGAAGUUACGAUUGCCGGCCACCCCCCCCCGCCCAGUCCUUAUCAGCUGGAACUGGCUGGAAAGGUACGUGAAAGUGCAGUGUCCUGGUGCCUCGAACGAGAUACGAAGACAGCAUCGGUACAUCGGUGCAUCGGUGGUUCUAAAAUUGGAAAAAACAUCAUCGCUGGAACCAUUAACGGGAGUGCUGCUGAUAAUAAUGCACCGUGGCGAACAAGUGUAAACGAGCAACUGUGGGUCGAUACGCUUCGAAUGCGCAUCCUUUAUCAGUGCUGCUGUGCUGUUGUUGAUCCGUUGCACACUGCAACUGCAGCGGCGCCCUCGUAAAGUGCAUUCCUCGGUGCAGACGAAGCGAAUGGCAGGCAAAUUCCGGUCGCCAGUGUGUCGCUCGUUCGUUAUGUGUGAUUGUGAGUACUCCGAGCUAGAGCAUCGUUAUCAUAAGUGAAACAACAGUGCAACUCGCGCACGCAGUGAACAAAAUAAGCAUAUUUUUUUUGCCGUGAGUUUAGUGCAGUAACAGUGAAAAAGAAGUCGGAUCUCCAAAAUCAGUUCCCCAGGCGCACCGAGCCAAGCCGAUCGUAAGAAGUUGCGAAUUGCGGGUCCCUUUUCUGUAAACAAGAACAAACGAAAGGAAAAAAAAAUCACCCGAAAGAACUCGCUGAAACUGCGUCAAGAAAGUGGCGAAGAAGCAAAAACCAUCCGUCGACACCGUCGUCAACAGAGUUCACUAACUCACCACAAGCGAGCGUAUCGAGUGUCCGUUCCCGUUGAUUAAUCGACAGCGUGGCCGGCGACAAAAAGGGAUCACAAACCUCCCCCGGCUGAAACACACCCCAAAAACAGUGUUUCAUACUAUUUCGUGUGCAUGCGUUCGUGUGUUUUUUUAGUGCCUAGUGUGUCUCCGAUUCGCUACGAUUCGUUGGAAAAAUUGCGCGGCGUAAGAAGUGUAGACCUCUAAUCAAAACCGCGCCAAGGGAUGAAGGAAAAAGAAGUGAAGAUAUAAGUGGCAAAACAGAGAAGAAAGAAGAGAAAAACGAGUGAAAAAAAGAGAGAAAAAGUUGAUCAAAAUUGCGCACCGCACCGCAAUUGAGCGUAGCAAAACAAAUAUCAGCGAAAGGAAAAAGCGAAGCAUCAGAAUCAUCGCGCGCGCGCGCUUGCUGAGCAUAAAAACGGGCAAAUUGAGUUGCCAAGUGGGUGAAUGUGCUAUGCUGUUAUGUUCAGUAAAGUGGCAAAAGAAAACGAAGAUUAGCAGAGUGAAGCUGUGACAAAAAGCCGAAAAAGCAGCAGCAGCAGCAGCUACAACAUUUGUCCUAAAAGUGUGCCUGUGUAUGUGUGCGUGAUAAGCAUAAAUCGAUUGCAACUCGAUAGUCGCGCCGCCGUCGUCUAGCCUGCUAGGAUCCGGUUUCGGCGACCGUUUUGUGAAAAACAAACACGAUCGAAGCAAACACGGCAACGGAAGCCACCGUCGUCGUCGUCGUCGUCCGUCAGCUAGAGUGUUAAUUGAAUCGUUUGACGAUUGGCACCAGCGCCUCUCCUCCGGCCACUCACAAAAGAUGCUGAAACACGUGCAGAUAUCACCGAUGCGAAGCCGGGCCGAUUCGCUCUCGAUGCGUUCGUCCACCUCGUGCGCCUCAUCGCUUUGCGGCAGUCCGGAGCCACCGAGCGAUCAGCUUCGCAGCCACUCGAGAGCCUCCAGCUAUUCCAGCCUUAACGAAACCAUUCCUCAGACCACAAUUAAGAUCUACACCGCCUGCCUACGCCAGGACAUCGAGUACAAAACGUUGGGCAUCUCGUACGACGCCACCAGCAAGGGUGUUGUGCAGCAGGUUCUCCGAAGAUGUAAGAUGCGUCAUCGAGAUCCACGACUCUUCUACCUAACGAUGGAGGUGACCGUUCGCCGGCCGGGCGUGAAAUCCGUGCUCGAGCUGGACGAUGAAGCUCGGCCGGCACUGCUGCAGGCCUGCCAUCCGAAGGGUGACUCCAGAUUUUGUCUUCAGCAAAAACCUGGCGGUCUGAUUCGGGUCCACACGUCCGCCCUGCAGCCCAACUCUCAGUACAAAUCGUUGCUCAUCUCGGAGGAGACGACCUCGGACGAGCUGCUGUCGCUGCUGCUGUCCUGCUACAACUCGCUCGAACCGGUCGAACAGUUCUCGCUGUACGAGGUGUGCCCGGGCCAGGAGUACCAGCGGAAGCUCCAUCCGGAUGAUCUGCCGCUCAAGACGCAGCUGCAGCGUCAGCAGAAGGGCGAAAUCAUGCACUUCCUGGUGCGCCGCAAUCCCAACUAUCCGCGGCGCCGCCAACUGCUUGCGACCAUCGCCGAAUCGAAGCACUUCAUACGGAACGCACCGACGAACGGCGGUCUAGACGGCGCGAAUGGUCAAUCCCAGCCAAUCCAGAACCACCAUCAACCACACCAGCAUCAUCAUGCGCAUCAACAUCUUCAUCAUCAUCAUCAUCGACUAUCGCUACACUCGACGACGGGCACCGGAUUCACAUUGGGGACGCUCUGCGGACCGGUUACCUCACCGACCAACUCCUUCAUCUCGGACAUUGUCGAUGGGCUGUCCUCGUUGAACGAUCUGCCAUGUGAGACGAACAGUUUACGGUUAAAGGACAGCUCCUUCUAUCGGCCUUCCUCACUGGACGAUUCUACCGCCUCAACGGACUCGAACGACUCCACGGAAUCCUCGGCCUCGUCCUGCUCUUCCUUUUCCUCCCUUUCGUCCGAUUCUUCGUCCUCCUCGACGGCUUCAUCGUCGGCCGCCGAGCUUACCUUCGCCGAGGAUGAACACGACGCCGAAACGGACACCGAUACGGACACUUCGACGUUGCGCCGUCAAUCCGAUAUCGCGACACUCACGAGGCAGCAUCAGCAACAGAACAACAACGAGGAAUCCACACCGUGCCAGCAGUGUCCCAGCAAACCGGCUACAACCGGCGGUUGGCGUCACUCGGAACCGGCCCCGGAACUGACGGCACCACCGGAAAUCAAAAGCAAAAACAGUGCCCAACACCAGCAGCCACCACCACGGCCCGCUAAAUCGUCGUCCAUGCUGGCGGCACUUAGUAAACCUUCGCUCCCUGCCUCUCCGUUGGCCGCUCCGUCGUACAAUCCCGUGUACAACAUUCGCGAGAUACGCACCGUGAGCCAAUCGUUCUCGGCACUCGGGAUCGAUAAGAAGUUGGCUGACAUUCGCUCGUCGGUUAGCUCUAGUGCGGUAGCUGGUGCUGGUGCUGGUGCGGCUACUGCCUCGGUGGUGCGUAGUUCCGUCGUAAAGGAAAUGGUUAAUACGGAUCCGGCGAAAGGUGUCGGUAACUUUGUCUACAUCUAGACGCUACGCGUCCCGUACCGGACUCCGUGCGCCCCUUUUUUAUCGUCCUAGUCUUGAUAGUAGCGCGUGUAGUGGUAGUGCAAGCUGAACCUGCAAUAAACCUAAGAAACUGUGACAGUACCGGCCACCGAAAUGGGCUCCAUACAGCGUCGCGUUUGUUGAGAAGCAGAGAGAGACAGAGAGAGAAAAAGAGAGAGAGCAGAAUGAUGGAAAGGAAUGGUUCUUCCCGAUGGUUCCAUUUUAUCACCCUAGAAUGAUGUACAGAUUACCAGUUACUGAUGAAAGGACUGUACACCGCAGGGUACAUGCUGGCCAGGAUUGUCGCUCAAUGCCACACCACAAGGCAUUGGGCGCGAGGGAACGAGAUCGAUCAACCUGGGAAACAAUGAACGCUGUAUGCCAAAGAGAUUUUAAACGUUAGAUAGUAGUCGUUAGGGACUAGCAUUUAGUAUGAACUAGAAUGAGCAAGUGAGAGAGCGAGAGGGCCCAAGCGGAGUUUGCCCAUUAGCCAAAGCGCCCCAAAUACCUUCCGGUUCUGCCCAUCGGGGGGAAACACUAACGCCUCAGUCUCUGGGCGGUGUUUCGUGGCGUGACUCCUGCCCCGAAAAUCAUCAUAAAUACCAAAUGAACAGUUUACGAAUCUAUGAAUCUAUCCGCGUGACUCUCUAUUAAAGGUGACUCCUACUCGUACUAUAUGUUUGCUUGCUUGCUUGCUAUCGCUAUCCGCAUGCCGCAUGGAAUCUAUACUUUCGUUAAAGGUUUUAUUAAAAUAUAAAAAGCUUAUCGAAUUAUUCAAAUUAUUGUUUGUUAUACUCUCGGUGCAGUUAUACUCUCACGUGUUUCGAAUGUGUCUGUCUCAGCGUAAUCUUUUAGCUUUUCUCUCAGAUGUGUAUAGCUCUCCCCUUUUUAUGUUGUGUAAGUAAGUUAUAAA